AUGGCAUCUCUGCUCAGGACAGCUCCACGAGCAUUCCGCUCAGCAAACAUCGCCCCUCGCACAGUUUCUCUGCUCCAAUGCCGUCUCAAGCACGACCUUCACGACCCUCCACAGGGUAACCCGCCGAUUGUUGGUCGUGACCCUCCAGAUCCACCACGAGAGGAGGCCGUUGCGCUCAAGGACAACCUCAAGUCUGGCUCGUACCUUGGUACCACCAAGCGUCUGCCAGAAUUCAACUUGAACGACAAAGUUGUUCUGGUUACUGGUGCAGCAAGAGGUCUUGGUCUCGUGCAAGCGGAGGCUCUUCUGGAAGCUGGUGCCACUGUGUAUGCUCUUGACCGACUUUCUGAGCCAAGUCCUGAUUUCUACCGCGUGCAGAAGAGGGCGGCAGAAGAACUUGGUACUACGCUCCAUUACCGACAAAUCGACGUCCGAGACGUGCCGCAACUCAACGAGGUCAUUCGAAGUAUCUCAGAGCAACAGGGCAAGUUGGAUGGCCUUGUUGCAGCGGCUGGUAUCCAGCAGGAGACCCCGGCGCUGGAGUACACCCAGAAGGAUGCCAACACCAUGUUCGAGGUCAACAUCACAGGUGUCCUGAUGACAGCCCAGGCAGUCGCCAAAGAGAUGAUCAGGCACGGCCGUGGAGGCAGCAUGGCCUUCAUUGCGUCGAUGAGUGGCACUGUUGCCAACAGGGGUCUCAUCUGCCCAGCGUACAACGCCUCCAAGGCUGGUGUUCUCCAGCUCGCCCGCAACCUUGCCUCUGAAUGGGGUCAGCACGGCAUCCGUGUCAACACCAUCUCGCCUGGUUACAUCGUCACCGCCAUGGUCGAGGCUCUCUUCGAGCAAUACCCAGAAAGACGUCGCGAUUGGCCAACCCAGAAUAUGCUCGGAAAGCUCAGCGUUCCGCAAGAGUACAGGGGCGCGGCAGUAUUCUUGAUCUCCGACGCCUCCAGCUUCAUGACGGCGUCCGAUCUUCGAAUCGAUGGUGGCCACAGCGCUUGGUAA
Messenger RNA from Zasmidium cellare ATCC 36951, 1005 nucleotides. RefSeq lists its product as uncharacterized. Lineage: Eukaryota; Fungi; Ascomycota; Dothideomycetes; Mycosphaerellales; Mycosphaerellaceae. Bases 1 to 1005 code for a protein of 334 amino acids. Gene Ontology annotation, cellular component: intracellular anatomical structure. Gene Ontology annotation, molecular function: oxidoreductase activity, acting on NAD(P)H, oxygen as acceptor. The record is from RefSeq and is a predicted model, not a curated record. The transcript has 3 exons.